Pieris rapae (cabbage white) is the source of this 2257-nucleotide messenger RNA. RefSeq names its product phosphatidylinositol glycan anchor biosynthesis class U protein (gene PIG-U). The record is from RefSeq and is a predicted model, not a curated record. The coding region runs from base 134 to 1423 and encodes 429 amino acids. The transcript has 3 exons. Gene Ontology annotation, cellular component: membrane; GPI-anchor transamidase complex. Gene Ontology annotation, biological process: protein localization to cell surface; attachment of GPI anchor to protein. Lineage: Eukaryota; Metazoa; Arthropoda; Insecta; Lepidoptera; Pieridae.
CAAAAUUGUAAGGCCGGAUUGUUGAUUUUUAUCCAUAGUAAUUAAUAAUAAUUUAGAAUUAUAUACUACAGUCAAUACAUAAUAUUGACACAAACUUGAUAUUCCAAAUGUAAUAAGCAUUUAAAUAUCGAUAAUGGCUUUAGUCUUAAAAUAUGUGGUGGCUGUCCUAGUGAGGUAUUGGCUUAUUCAUUCAGAUUAUUGGCAAACUCUAUCAAACAGAGUUGAAAUAGCCACACCUCUAAACUCGUGGAAAAGGCUAAUUGAAGGCAUUUACUUAUUUGAACAUAACAUAGAUCCCUAUGAUGGUGACUCCUUUCAUGAAUCCCCUUUAUUACUUAUAUCUUUCUACAGUCUUCUGAAGUAUGCACCAUACCUAGUACCAGGAGUUUUUAUAUUAAUUGAUAUAUUAACAGCAUACUUUUUGUAUAAAACAGCAAAGAGAUUUAUCAGAAUUUUGAAGAGUAAUCAGGAAAAUAAUAAGGAAGUAAUUUCUGAUGAGUCAAAGGCAAUGAUCUUGACAAAUUUUCAGUUGGAAGAAGUGCCAGAAUAUGUUUUGUCAGUGUAUUUAUUUAAUCCAUAUUCAGUGUUAAAUUGUGUUGGAAUGACAACUACUGUAGUCCAGAACUUAUUAUUAGCUAUCUCAUUGUGGGGAUCUGUUGCUGGCCAUAGAUUAGUGGCAUGUAUUUUUAUUGCUCUAGCUACACACCAAGCUCUCUAUCCUAUAACUUUGAUUGUGCCAAUAUCAAUAUUACUAGCUGAUGCCAACAAAGGUUGCAAUAAGUGCUCAUACAUAAGAACUCUCUUAGUCUUUAUAGUGUGUUGGGGCUUUUUGAUUUUCAUAUCGGCCUAUAUAAUGAAUGGUUCAUAUUCUUAUAUCUAUAAUACAUAUGGGUUUAUAUUAAAUGUUCCUGAUCUCAAACCAAACAUAGGAUUAUUCUGGUAUUUUUUCACUGAAAUGUUUGAACACUUCAGAUUACUUUUUGUAUGUGCAUUUCAAAUAAAUGCACUGAUUUUGUAUGUAGUGCCACUGACAUUAAGGUUUAAGAAUGAACCUAUUUUAUUAGCAACAGUCCUUAUUGCUCUGUCAACAAUAUUUAGAUCAUAUCCAUGUGUGGGAGAUGUUGGUUUCUACUUAGCACUUUUACCAAUGUGGAAGCAUUUAUUUACUUUUAUGCAGCAGAAGUUUAUUGCUGGUUGUGCAUUUAUUAUUACAUCAGUAUUAGGACCAACAGUUUGGCAUUUAUGGAUAUAUUCAGGAUCAGCUAAUGCGAACUUCUUUUUUGGUGUAACACUAUCAUUUGCAACUGCACAAAUAUUUCUCAUAACAGAUUUAAUGUUUGCAUACUUAAAAAGAGAAUUUACCCUUAAACAUGGCUCAUCUCGUCAAGUAGAUGGUAAACCGGCGAAGUUAGUUCUUAGAUAAAUAUAAUCAACUUUAUUUGACAUAUUAUUUUUAAACUGAGCUUUCAAAUAAUAUUUAUUAUAACCAAUAUGUUUGAAAUUAGUGGUUCAAAUAAGUUCCGGAACAAAUUGCCAUUUAGUUGUGAUGAGGGCUACAGUGUGAUUUUAACUUAUGAACUUGAAAAUGUAGCUACUAUAAUAGUGUGUAAAAUAAACUUAGAAGAAAUUUUAUUUUCAAGAUGGAUUUGUCUGUUAUUGUCUGAUAAUUUUUUAAUGAAUUACCAGUAAUUGCAUUUUAAAAAUAAAGCAUAAUAACUAAGGAUUUUUUAUGUUCAAAAGUACAAUAAUUAUUACUCAACUGUCAUGUAAGAUGACUAUUUUAAGUAUGUUAAUCCAUUUUUUUUCUUAAUUUAUGCGUACUUCUGUGAUUCAGAAUUCGUAUAAGUGAUCAUCGUAUGUGAAAUUGUUAGUACUAUUUUUUAAGUUCUUAAACAGUUAUAUCGAAUUUAUACAUUUUCAUGUAACUGGGAUUAUUUAAUUUAACAAAGCGCCACCUAUUGUUCGCCAGGUCCUCUAGAGUGAAUAACUUCGUAAGCCACUAACCAUUCGUAAAAAGAUAAUACUUUUAUAGUUUGUAACGAUUAUCAAAAUACCUGGUUGCCAUUUUCAAGGAAUUGAUUUAUUAAUGUGUUGUAUUAAAAAAAACCACAGUACAUUCCGCAAUGAACAAAUGUUUUUAAUGUAAUAGUUUAAAUAUAUGAAAUUAGGUUUUAAACUCUUGUUAAAUUUACUAUCACAAUUAUACCAAAAAGUUUGUAGUAUAUACGGUUUGCAUGAAAUAAAUAUUUUUACAGAU